Molecule: messenger RNA, 1519 nt
Organism: Drosophila innubila
Lineage: Eukaryota; Metazoa; Arthropoda; Insecta; Diptera; Drosophilidae
Gene: nopo
Product: E3 ubiquitin-protein ligase TRAIP
Exons: 7
Coding region: 68-1351 (427 amino acids)
Source: RefSeq, a predicted model, not a curated record
CGCGCGAAAGUCUGUUUGCUGCAAGUUGUAAAACAUCGUGAAUUUAUGUGGUCAUUGCUGAUAUAAAAUGUUAAAUUUAAAUUGUGUUAUAUGCGCCGAACUGUUUACGCAAUCCGAUGAGGUGUACGUAACAAGUUGCGGCCACAUGUUUCAUCACACUUGCCUCAUGCAAUGGCUGGAACGAUCCAAGACAUGUCCCCAGUGCCGAAACAAAUGCACAACUCGCCAUAUAAUUCGAGUCUACUUCAAUCUGGCCAAUUUGGAUGUGAGUCGCAUUGAUGUGGGAUCGCUGCAGGAGCAGCUUGAUAAUGCCAACCUGGCCAUGAAGAUGAAGGACAAGGAAUACAAUAAGGUCGAAACACAAAUGAAGGAUCUUAAGGCGACCCAAAAAAAGUGCCUCAAAACCAUUGAAGGACUGGAACAGAAACUGCAAAAGAAAGACUUCCUUGUUGGCAGCUAUGUGGCUCAAAUCAACAUGCUAAAAAACGAUGCUCAGGCAAUUGAUCAACUGCGCAAGGAAAACAAAUCAUUGAAGCAGCAAAUACAAACGAUGGAAGGCGUAUCGGCGUUAUUAACAGCCGGCGCUGCAGACGCCGAUCGUCUGCUGAAAAACGAAGCAAAUCCACAUGUACUGGCCAACUGGGUCUCCACAUUGAAGCGAGAGCUGCGUCAAUGUGAGACGAAAAAGACAGAGCUGCGAAAUGUGCUGAAAAUCGUGCAGAAUGAUCUACGCAAAGAAAUGGAACUAAAACGGAAACUUGAGGAGCAGUUAUCUCAACUGGAAAGCGAUCUUUACCAAGCACAAGAAAAGAUAAAGUCCCUGCAAAGUCAGCCAAUUGAUGUGGAUGCAUCCAACAGCUCGUUGGGUCUUAAUACUAACCUGGUUGCUCUGAAGCUCCAGGAGCAACGUAACACCAUCUCACCGGCAACAAAACAAAAUAUUAAGCGAAUUGAAGAGUCUACAUCCCCUUACCUCAACAUUAAGUCGAGCAGCGUGGGCUUGGCUCGGUUUUUGACUGCUCCAAACCAAGCCCAAGCCAGGAUAUCGCCCAUUAAACGAGGCACGGGCAUAAGCAUGACUUCUGGAGCGAUACGUAAGACCACAAGUGAUCUUAGUGAUAAGUACUCAAUUCUGAAGAAGCCAAGACUGAUGUUGGGUGCCAGUUCGGCAGGUGCAGCUGUAAUGAGCUCAAAUUUCGCGUAUAAUGGCAUGGGCGGCUCCGAAAAGAUAGAUCCAUUUGCGCAGCGCGCUGAGGAAGAAGCCACAGCCACUACGAGCCAACCGCUUGCGAAAACAGUCAAUUCGCGCCUUAAAGCCGGUGCCUUGCGCAACAUUAAGCUUACCAAAUAAUCAAUACUCAAUAGUCAAGCCUUAAUCUCAAUUUAAUUUUUGUUAAGCACUGUUUACAAUUAAUUUAUAAGUGGAUGUUAUUGAAACUCUGAUCAUUGAGUAUGGAAAUAAGUUAGUAAUGAUUAUAAAAAUAAGAAAUAUAAAGUAAAUGCUUGUAUUAGUAAUUUA